Anopheles coluzzii is the source of this 2936-nucleotide messenger RNA. RefSeq names its product serine/threonine-protein kinase VRK1 (gene ball). Gene Ontology annotation, cellular component: cytoplasm; nucleus. The coding region runs from base 327 to 2306 and encodes 659 amino acids. The transcript is spliced from 3 exons. The record is from RefSeq and is a predicted model, not a curated record. Gene Ontology annotation, biological process: signal transduction; peptidyl-serine phosphorylation. NCBI's taxonomy places the organism in Eukaryota, Metazoa, Arthropoda, Insecta, Diptera, Culicidae. Gene Ontology annotation, molecular function: protein serine/threonine kinase activity; ATP binding.
GGUGGUGUGCCGGUGGUUCGCAUGUUCCGAGAAAAGUGCUGUAUUUUUACACCCGAAAGCGGCAAAACGAAAGUAAAUACACACGGCAGUGACCAGCUCACUGGUGCAGCUUUGCUAGUUCCGCUACUGUCCACCGCACGUGAUGGCGCUCGCCGAACAAACGUCACCGUUCAAACUGCCAUAAACGUCAACCAACGUCAAAUUCCGAUUGGCGGCCAUUCAGCAUCACAAUAACGAAAAUCUCGAUCGGCGCGCGCUUGUUUUCGUGCCCGGCUGAGCAUUAGUUUUUAGCGCUUUUCUGUGUGUGUGUCUUUUCUGCCCUAGCAAUGUCCCGCCGGAAACCAGGGCCGGCUGAUGCGGGCGGUGCCAAGCGCCCGAAGCGUGCCAACAAUCUGUACACCCGGCCGGAGAAGAUCCCGCUCGGGACGGUUCUAACCGAUGCGCUCAACGUACCGUGGAAGGUGGGACCAUCGAUCGGUGCCGGCGGGUUCGGGGAGAUUUACUGCGCAUACUGCUUCACCCAUGCUGCCCCUAAAACGGUCGCCGAUUAUCCCAACGUUGUGAAGAUCGAACCGCAUGAGAAUGGGCCACUGUUUGUCGAGACUCACUUCUACCGCAAAAUAUGCAAGGUGGACGACAUCGAACGGUACCGGAAGCUGCGCAAGCUGAAGCACCUUGGCAUGCCGCAGUACCUUGCCAGUGGAUCGCACACGCUGAACGGUGUCAAGCAUCGGUUUCUGGUGAUUCCCCGGUUCGGUGCCAGCUUGCAGUCGGUUUACGUACAGAACGGCAACUGUCUGCCGCUGGCGACUGUUUGCCGCGCUGCGAUGCAGAUGCUGGACGUGCUGGAGUACAUCCACUCGAACCAGUACGUGCACGCGGAUCUGAAGGGCGACAACAUUCUGUUCGGGAUGGGUGAUCGUGGCCGGGAGCGGCUGUAUCUGGUAGAUUUCGGCAUGGCGAGCCGGUUCGUGGUGGAGGAUCAGUUCAAGCCGGACCCGCGCAAGAAGCACAACGGUACGAUCGAGUACACGUCGCGUGACGCACACCAGGGCGUGAUGACGAUGCGGGGUGAUCUGGAGAUAUUGGCCUACAAUAUGAUCGAGUGGGCCGGGGGCAGUUUGCCCUGGAAGGAGGACAAGCUGCUGAAGGAUUGCAACAAGGUGCAGCAGAUGAAGGAGGAAGGUAUGGGCGAUGUGGCUGGUUUGCUGAAGCGUAGCUUCCGGAAGCAUGCGGCAGUGCCGAAGGUGUUGCAGCCGUUUCUGGAAUUUGUGCACGGGAUGCGCUACAACGAAACGCCCAAGUACACCGCUUGUACUAAAAUAUUCGAAAAGGCACUCAAAACGCUGGGAGCAUCGAAUACGGGCGUGCUGGAGGUAAGCAUUGCUAACAGCACGAACGUGAACGAUUCCUCGGGACCGAUGAACAAAACGAAGGGAAAGAAACGCCGGACACUGGACACCUCGGUAUCGAACGGGCUGGCCGACACGGUACCGAACACGCCGGAAUACGACGACGAGCACAGCGACAGAGCGCGCACCCCGAAACGAAAUCAAAGGUCAGCCGUACUAAGUCCUUCGCUGGUAAAGCAAACGAAAGGGCGCACUACGAACCGAUCGCACGCGGUGGUAGCGGACACGGUGCCCAACACGCCGGAGGACGAUGAUGAAGAUUCGCCCGUGCUCUCGCAAAGAGCUAAGCGCAGAAUGGACCGUGCCGAUGCGUCUGCCAUUGCUGCUGCGGCUGCAUCACCAAGGGUGAAAAAACCUCUCCUGCCUAACCCACGGAAAAUGGCUUUGCCUGACACGGAGCCAAACACUCAGUACGAUGAGGAGGACGACGAGCAGGACGAAGAGCUUUCCCGUGCCCUAUCGAAAGUGAGACGAAACCCGAAGAAGGAACCAAUGGAACCACCGCGUGGAGGAGGGAAGGCGCACGGUGCAAAGGUAGCUGUCGAAGAAAAUCGAUCCACCCGGCGCAAGGAGAAAACGGUCACGGUGGUACAGAGUGCGUCAGCGCAGGGUAUAAACAUACGCAUCGAAACGCCAAGAAAGAAGCGCACGCGAAAUGCCGAUACUUCCCAGUCGCCCCAGGAAAUCACCAUCCAGCUGACGCUGAACGCAAACGUGUCGGUCAAUGCGCGGGGCAAGAAGAAUGGCGCCGUUGUGAUUAGUGCGGCCCAGCAGAACAUGUCGCUGGAGUCGAGCAGGAAUGACGAAUCGCUGGAAGCAUCGCAGGAUGUUAUCGAUAUCUCGUCGGCCACCGAGGACAACAACGUAUCGCGAAGUUUGUUUGAUGAUUAUUGAUGAAACCUUGCGACGGGUGCUGGAACGUGUUUCGUUUGAUUUAAUGGUAUUACGUAUGAGUUUGAAGUAAUUGUUAAAUUAAUGCUCAUUCGCAAAGAUAGGUAGGGUAGUCUGCAUUGUUGCGCUUACACGCACACACACACUGCUCAGCAAGUAGGAAAAGGUUUCGAAUUGGAAUUUUCUCCCGAUACAACUCUCUGGUAGAUGUUUUGUUCAUUCCGUUAGAAGUUACAAGCCACCUCAGCUAUUAUUUCCCCUUUUUUUGAAAGAUUUAAAAGAGAGCGAACACGAAUGAAUUGUUACGUUUUGUGCGAAAACCAGAUGGCUUGGCAAAUACCGAACAAAGAAGGACCAUUACUUAGCCAUUCGCUACCGUCUGUUGAAUGCGUCGAUAAAAUACUAACGAUCGUUGGCUUUUGUUUUGUUGUUUCAGGCCAAUACAACGUCUUUCUGUUUGAAUUAUUCGCGUGCCAACAAAUCAACGAAUUGUGUUUUUUUUUCAGUUACUAGUUUUCUUUACAUGACACACAGUACUAAUUCGAAUGAUAGAGGAGUAGACAUAUUGAUUGUACGAUGUAUACUGACACAUUCGUCUCUUAAUGAAGAAAAUAAAACGAUUCUCACUUUAAA